GUUUGACUAAAACUGUCAAUUGAGGAAUGCCAACAGAAUGCACAUUAGUGACGUCUCUGGAAUGGUCCAUCAACUAAAAUUCAUUCAAAUGGGACUAAAAAUAAUCGGGGUGUUAGUGAUGGGUUCAGAUAAUAUUCCUUACAACUCUUUUUUAUGAUAGGAUUACUUCUAGGCCGGGAUAACCAGACAGACUAGAUGACAGAAUCAUGACGGAUGACUCCACCACCCGAUCUUGGCCGUUGAUCCGGACCAAUAUCCGUUAACCAGAGUUGCUUACCAUCACGGCCUUUUUACACCCUGCAAAAGUCAAAAUCAGGGUAAAUUUUAAGCCACCUGCUAAUCUUCCCUUUCCCAUCUCUGGUUUGAGUGUCUUUAUCUCUCAGCAAUUCCAGUCGUAUUCAGAGUUGUUCAUCCAUACUACUGAAGUUUAACUUAACUAGUUGAGGAAUGCUAGUUUGUAAGGACUAGAUUUCCAAGCCGGUGCCAAGAUAAUUUCAUCUACGCCAUGACUGACCUUCCUCCUGCCCAGACCCAUCACCAACUUUUCACUUACCCCGGAGAAGGAAUAGCUACCUGUGACUAUGAUUCAUACGGCAUGAAUGACAUAAUGCUAACAACAAUUGACCUGCGCCACUAGUUAAUUAAACAUCGGGAUUAGGAUUUAUGAGAUUAAAUAUGUCCUUUUCGCCCUCCUCACAAGUCAGAGACAAUGCUGACUUUCCCAUUUCUGUUGAUAAAAUGAAGUCUAACAAAUCGGAAAGGCUUGAAGCAAAAAAAACAAGGUAAUGCCAAUGGUAUUUCUCAAGCAUUAGCCCCUUCUCCUCCCCUUCCAGUGUUCUUCUGCUCCCCAAUCCUCCACUGUGUAGCUGCUAUCUCCACCAUUUUGAGUGGCAAGAUGAGCUCGACCUUGCUGUUCUUCCCGCUCUUGACCUCCUUGCUCCUCCUCGGUGACUUGGCGGACGCCGUCUGCGAGCCGGCGAUAUGCGGGGAGCUCACCGUCAGGUACCCAUUCUGGCUGGGCGGCCCUGAUCUCAGCCGGUCGUCGUCGCCCGCUACCUCCUCCUGUGGCCACCCGGCCUUCGAGGUGUGGUGCAGCAAUGACGGUGUGGCGUCCUUGAAGGGCUCGCAAAUCCUCGUCCUCACCAUCGACUACACCGACAGCUCAUUCAUCACCUCCCACAAAAGGGUCGCCGAGGGCAGCGACGGCGUGUGCCGCACCGACUUCAACAUAUCCUCCAGCCUAGCCCUCAGCCCGUUCACGAUCAGCAGCAGAAACCGGGCCAUCUGCUUCCUCUACGGCUGCAACGGCACGGAGCCACCGGAGGUCGACACCCUUGUGAACGCCACCUCCGGCUGCGGCAAGCCCAUCUACGCGUACCUCGGCGGGAGCUACGACCGUGACAAACCACCGGCGAUCCAAGCCGGGAACUGCACGUACUCGUACCUGCCGGUGCUGGGGUCGGAGGCGCCGGCGAACUUGACGCCGGCGACCAACUACAGCAUGCUCUUCAAGGAUGGGUUCGUGCUGGAGUGGCCCAAGAACGGGUUCGGCGACUGCGACGCCUGCAACGCGAGCGGCGGGCAGUGCCGGUACAACAACGACUCCGCGGCGUUCGCGUGCCUCUGCGCCGACGGCAAGACGCGCGGCCCGAAGUGCACCGGUUCAAAAGGCAACAGGAGGACAAUAGGAAUAGCACUUGGAGCAGGCGGCGGAAUAUUGGCUAUAAUAAUCUUCAGUUUUGUUUGGCACAAACACAAAAAGAGGAAACAGUCCCGAGAUCUGAAAGAUCUAAUGCGUAGCACAUCUUCAAUGCAAUCAUACAGCAAAGACCUUGAGUUGGGUGGUUCUCCCCAUAUCUUCACUUAUGAGGAACUUGAAAAGGCUACUGACGGAUUUAGUGCCUCAAGGGAACUAGGCGAUGGCGGUUUUGGAACUGUUUAUAAAGGAAAGCUGCAGGAUGGGAGAGUAGUUGCAGUGAAGCGCCUUUACAAGAACAACUACAGAAGAGUAGAGCAAUUCGUAAAUGAGGUAGACAUCUUGUCCCGCCUACUGCACCAGAACCUUGUUACCCUAUAUGGCUGCACGUCUCGUUCUAGCCAUGACCUUCUCUUGGUCUACGAGUUCAUCCCAAAUGGGACAGUUGCAGACCAUCUUCACGGACCCCGUGCAGCAGAACGAGGCCUCACAUGGCCUGCAAGAAUGACCAUUGCCAUAGAAACGGCUGAAGCACUGGCAUACCUUCAUGCAGUUGAAAUCAUACACCGUGAUGUUAAGACCAACAACAUAUUGCUAGACAACAGCUUCCAUGUCAAAGUUGCGGACUUUGGACUAUCACGCCUGUUCCCACUUGAAGUCACCCAUGUCUCAACUGUUCCACAGGGCACACCAGGCUAUGUUGACCCUGUGUACCACCAGUGUUACAAGCUAACUGAUAAGAGUGAUGUGUAUAGUUUUGGUGUUGUGUUGGUAGAGCUAAUAUCCUCAAAACCAGCUGUAGACAUGUCCAGGAGCCACAGUGACAUUAACUUGGCUAGCAUGGCGCUCAACAGAAUUCAGAACCAUGAAGUUGAUCAGUUGGUUGAUCCAGAGCUCGGUUAUGAGACUGACAGCGAAACGAAGAGGAUGAUAGAUCUGGUGGCUGAGCUAGCCUUCCAGUGCUUGCAAUUGGACAGGGAUAACAGGCCACCAAUCAAGGAGGUAGUGGCGGUCUUGCAUUGUAUCAAGAACGGGGAAUGUCCAGCCAAAAUGAUGAACAAGGAUGCGUCUCCAAAGGAAGAUUCACAUCUGCUGAAGGACAACCUACAGUAUUCACCUGACUCAGUUAUCCAUAGAUUCCAUAGCCAGUCUACUAACCACUCGGUAGCAUCAAAUUCUAGCGGAUGAUGAGUAACUUUGUACUGAUUCUGACGAAAUAACGCACCUAUCGGAUGAGCUGUAUAUAUCAUAGAGUUCGCUAA
Molecule: messenger RNA, 2958 nt
Organism: Oryza brachyantha (malo sina)
Lineage: Eukaryota; Viridiplantae; Streptophyta; Magnoliopsida; Poales; Poaceae
Product: LEAF RUST 10 DISEASE-RESISTANCE LOCUS RECEPTOR-LIKE PROTEIN KINASE-like 1.2
Exons: 4
Coding region: 896-2884 (662 amino acids)
Biological process (GO): protein phosphorylation
Molecular function (GO): protein kinase activity; polysaccharide binding; ATP binding
Source: RefSeq, a predicted model, not a curated record